UCUGCCUGUCAAGUGUUAACACUUUGCAUUCGUCUUUUCAUCAACCAUCGCCGGUGAGGCAACUCUCUGUCUUUCCAAAAAUGAUGGAGCUCAUAGACAUUCUUCUGAUCCUCUCAGCUUUCCUCUUCCUCCGUUACUGGUGGCGCAGCUGGUCCACCACCGGAGGCGGCCCCAAAAACCUCCCCCCAGGACCACCCGGCUGGCCUCUCGUCGGAAACCUCUUCCAAGUCAUCCUUCAACGCCGUCACUUCAUCUACGUUGUACGCGAUUUGCGGAAAAAGUAUGGUCCAAUCUUCACCAUGCAAAUGGGCCAACGUACGUUGAUCAUCGUCACCAGUGCCGACCUGAUCCACGAAGCUCUCAUUCAGCGAGGCCCUCUCUUCGCGAGUCGACCAGCUGACUCGCCGAUCAGGCUCAUCUUCAGCAUGGGGAAAUGCGCCAUCAACUCUGCCGAGUACGGUCCUCUGUGGAGGACGCUUCGGCGGAACAUGGUGUCGGAGAUGAUAACGCCGUUGAGGAUCAAGCAAUGUUCGUGGAUAAGAAAAUGGGCGGUGGAGGCUCACAUGAGAAGGAUCGAAGCUGAAGCCCAUGAAAAUGGCUUCGUCGAGGUCUUGAGCAACUGUAGACUAACGAUUUGUAGUAUCCUCAUAUGUCUCUGUUUUGGAGCCAAAAUCACUGAGAACCGAAUCAGAAGAAUAGAAAGCAUUUUGAAAGACGUCAUGAUCAUCACCCUUCCAAAGCUUCCAGAUUUCUUGCCCGUUCUAACUCCAUUAUUUCGUCGCGAAGUGAAAGAAGCGAAAAAGUUGCGAAAAACGCAAGUGGAUCUUAUCGCGCCCCUGAUAAGAAGCAGAAAAGCUUACGUGCAGAGCAACGGGGAGAUUAACGAGAAUUCCGAAAUGGUGAGUCCGAUCGGUGCUGCUUACGUGGACUCUUUAUUCGGGUUGGAUGUUCCAAGCAGAGGCAGGCUCGGGGAGGAGGAGUUGGUAACAUUAGUAUCGGAGGUUAUCAGCGCCGGGACUGACACCAGCGCGACGGCGUUGGAAUGGGCAUUGCUCCACUUGGUGAUGGACCAGGGGAUUCAGGAGAAACUGUACAAGGAGAUCGUGGACUGCGUGGGGAAAAACGGCGUCGUGUUGGAGAGUGACAUCGAGAAAAUGCCGUAUCUCACUGCGCUGGUGAAGGAGACAUUCCGGCGACACCCUCCGAGCCAUUUCGUGCUGUCGCACGCAGCAACGACAGAGACAGAGCUCGGAGGGUACACGAUACCAGCAGAUGCCAGCGUGGAGUUUUACACGGCGUGGUUGACGGAGGAUCCGAGUAUGUGGGAGAAUCCGGACGAGUUCCGACCUGAGAGAUUCUUAACCGGCGACGGGGUGGAGGUGGACGUAACUGGGACGAAGGGGGUGAGGAUGAUGCCGUUUGGGAUCGGAAGGAGGAUUUGUCCGGCUUGGACGCUGGGAACGUUGCAUAUAAGUUUAAUGCUGGCGAGAAUGGUGCAUGCUUUCAAGUGGUUACCGGCUCCGAAUUUCCCACCCGAUCCGACAGAGACAUUCGCUUUUACGGUUGUGAUGAAGAACCCUCUCAAGGCUGUUAUCUUGCCCAGGUCAAUUUAGAGACAAAUGGUGUUCUUUCGACGAUCUCUUUUGAGAAGUUUGUUCAAGCUAAGGAUCUUUUGAUUUGUUCGUCGUGAGCUGAAGUUAAUAAUAUUGAAGUAGAAGAACUAGUUUAUAAUUCAGCAGAGGGUUGAUUGGCAGAUUAUUGUUCACAAUAUAGUUAAAGAAAGAAAAACAAGUAUAAGAAUCAUCUUCACUACAAAUUUCGCAUUACUUUGAAGCCAAAUCUGGAAGAAAGAGAAAAGUUUCCGUGUUUAGCCUGCGAUGCAUUCUCACAGCCCUCUCUUUUCUCUCCCAGACAUUGUUCUCGUCGGAAGUUGAAAGUUUGGUCCAUUAAUUGUUAUAAGUUGGCCAACAAUUAUAUCAUAAGUGUGUUCAACGAUAUGUGAUUCUGUA
Molecule: messenger RNA, 2009 nt
Organism: Prosopis cineraria
Lineage: Eukaryota; Viridiplantae; Streptophyta; Magnoliopsida; Fabales; Fabaceae
Product: cytochrome P450 77A3-like
Exons: 1
Coding region: 81-1613 (510 amino acids)
Molecular function (GO): oxidoreductase activity, acting on paired donors, with incorporation or reduction of molecular oxygen; heme binding; iron ion binding
Source: RefSeq, a predicted model, not a curated record